Messenger RNA from Camelus dromedarius (Arabian camel), 3963 nucleotides. It is a transcript of the gene TGM2, whose product is annotated as transglutaminase 2. Gene Ontology annotation, molecular function: protein-glutamine gamma-glutamyltransferase activity. Gene Ontology annotation, biological process: peptide cross-linking. The transcript is spliced from 13 exons. NCBI's taxonomy places the organism in Eukaryota, Metazoa, Chordata, Mammalia, Artiodactyla, Camelidae. The record is from RefSeq and is a predicted model, not a curated record. Gene Ontology annotation, cellular component: mitochondrion. The coding region runs from base 124 to 2187 and encodes 687 amino acids.
CCCUGGCCCGCCCCUAAACGAGCUAUAAGUUCUCGUGGCUCUCGGCUUCUGCAUUGCCGGCUGCCAGCAGUUCCGCACUUGGAGGGUCCUGCCACCAGUCUGAGGUACAGCCACCACCUGACCAUGGCCGAGGAUCUGGUUCUGGAGAGAUGCGACCUGGAGCUAGAGGCCAAUGGCCGUGAUCACCACACAGCCGAACUGUGCAGGGAGAGGCUGGUGGUGCGGCGUGGCCAGCUCUUCCGGCUGACGCUGCACUUCGAGGGCCGGAGCUAUGAGGCCAGCGUGGACAGCCUCACCUUCAGUGCUGUGACCGGCCCAGCCCCCAGCGAGGAGGCCGGGACCAAGGCCCGCUUCGGGCUGUCUGAUGCUGUAGAAGAGGGUGCCUGGGCGGCCGCAGUGGUGGACCAGCAAGACGGCGCCCUCUCGCUGCAGCUCAGCACCCCGGCCAAUGCCCCCAUCGGUCUGUACCGUCUCAGCCUGGAGGCCUCCACCGGCUACCAGGGCUCCAGCUUCGUGCUAGGUCACUUCACCCUGCUCUUCAACACCUGGUGCCCAGCGGACGCUGUGUACCUGGACUUGGAAGAGGAGCGGCGGGAGUACGUCCUUACCCAGCAGGGCUUCAUCUACCAGGGCUCAGCCAAGUUCAUCAAGAACAUACCUUGGAAUUUUGGGCAGUUUGAAGACGGGAUCCUGGACAUCUGCCUGAUGCUCCUGGACAUCAACCCCAAGUUCCUGAAGGACGCCGGCCGUGACUGCUCCCGCCGCAGCAGCCCGGUCUACGUGGGCCGGGUGGUGAGCGGCAUGGUCAACUGCAACGAUGACCAGGGUGUGCUGCUAGGACGCUGGGACAACAACUAUGGGGACGGCGUCAGCCCCAUGUUCUGGAUUGGCAGUGUGGACAUCCUGCGGCGCUGGAAGAACUACGGCUGCCAGCGUGUCAAGUAUGGCCAGUGCUGGGUCUUCGCUGCCGUGGCCUGCACUGUGCUCCGGUGCCUCGGCAUCCCGACUCGCGUCGUGACCAACUAUAACUCGGCCCAUGACCAGAACAGCAACCUGCUCAUCGAGUACUUCCGCAACGAGUUCGGGGAGAUCGAGAGUGACAAGAGCGAGAUGAUCUGGAACUUCCACUGCUGGGUGGAGUCGUGGAUGGACAGGCCAGACCUAAAGCCGGGGUAUGAAGGAUGGCAGGCCCUCGACCCCACGCCCCAGGAGAAGAGUGAAGGGACAUACUGCUGCGGCCCUGUUCCCGUUCGUGCCAUCAAGGAGGGCGACCUGAGCACCAAAUACGACGCCCCUUUCGUCUUUGCUGAGGUCAACGCUGACGUGAUAGACUGGAUCCGGCAGGAUGAUGGGUCUGUGCACAAGUCCAUCAACCACUCUCUGGUCGUGGGGCUGAAGAUCAGCACGAAGAGUGUGGGCAGAGACGACAGGGAGGACAUCACCCACACCUACAAGUACCCAGAGGGAUCCCCAGAGGAGAGGGAAGCCUUCACCAGGGCCAACCACCUGAACAAGCGUGCUGAUAAAGAGGAGACGGGGGUAGCCAUGCGAAUCCGUGUGGGCCAGGACAUGAACUUGGGCAGCGACUUUGACGUCUUUGCCCACGUCACCAACAACACCACCGAGGAGCACACAGGCCGCCUCCUGCUCUGUGCCCGCACUGUCAGCUACAACGGGAUCCUGGGCCCCGAGUGUGGCACCAAAGACCUACUCAACUUUUCCCUGGAGCCCUUCUCCGAGAAGAGCAUUCCCCUUCGCAUCCUCUACGAAAAGUACUGUGACUGCCUGACCGAGUCGAAUCUCAUCAAGGUGCGGGGCCUUCUCAUCGAGCCAGCUGCCAACAGCUACCUGCUGGCCGAGAGAGACAUCUACCUGGAGAAUCCAGAAAUCAAGAUCCGGAUCCUGGGAGAGCCCAAGCAGAACCGCAAGCUGGUGGCUGAGGUGUCGCUGCGGAACCCACUUACGGUGCCCCUAUCUGGCUGCGCCUUCACUGUGGAGGGGGCAGGCCUGACCGAGGAGCAGAAGGUGGUGGAGAUCCCGGACCCUGUGGAGGCAGGGGAGGAAGUCAAGGUGAGGGUGGACCUGCUGCCCAUGAAUGUGGGCCGCCACAAGCUGGUGGUGAACUUUGAGAGCGACAGGCUGAAGGCAGUGAAGGGCUUCAGGAACGUCAUCGUCGGCCCUUCCUAACGGGCCCCCGUGCCAGCCCCACCUCAGCCAGCUGAGGGCCCCAAAUUGACCCCAAUCUUUAUCCCAAGCUAAUGAGCAAAAUUUGCCCCUUCCUGGGCCUCAGACCCCAGGGCAGGGGUGGGAUGCUGGUAGGGGUCUUUGGAAUGGAAUGUCUUUCUCUCCUAUCUUGUUCCCCUGAACCUGGCUCCCCACCCCCUCAUCUGUGAGGGAUGUUUUGUGCUUCCUCCGUGGGAGUCCUGAUCUUGGCUGACUGGGCCUGGGGCAGGGGGAGGUUAGAGGGGCUGGGGAGGCAGGCUUCCUGCCUCCCUUUCCAGCCCAGAUGCCUGCUGGAAACCAACCGACCAAUCGCCAUAUUGUUUGAUCUACCCCAGGGCCCCUUGGAGUAGACAAAAAAAAAUUGUGCCCAAUAGCCAGAUCAAGGAACGCAACUCUUUAGAGUGUCCUGAACCCCUUCCCCAGACUGUGCCCGGGCCCUAGGGCCCCUUGGCAGAGCCAGAGCAGGUGCGGAUGGGAAGGGUCCCGGGAAUAGCCAGACCCAUGCUCCCCACAACAUCCCAGCAACCCUGGCCCCAUAGUCCUCCCUGCCACCCCCACCUCUAGUUAUGAGGCACCUACUAAGUGCCAGGUGCUUCCUGUGCUCACUGGUACUCACACAACCACCAGCCCAUGUCAUCAUGACAAGAAACUGCAGAGGAGGGGCUGCUUUCCCAAUGAGGAGACUGUGGCUGGAAGAAGGGAGGCGGCCCACUCUGCACCCGUGGGCUCCUGGAUGUUUGCAAGGCCUGGGUAAUGUGAAGGGGCCAGCAUGGAGCCCGGGCCUUUUGACUCUGAGUCCACUGCCCUGUUAAGGCGCCCAGAGCUGAGAAUGUCAGAGAGGCCAUUUGCGACCUGAUAGAAAAGGAUCCAGUGAGGAGGUGGGGGCGGGGAUCGGAGGGGUCAGAGCCCUAGGUUGGAGCCCCAAGUCCAGCCAGCCACUGCCUUCCCCUCACUGGGCCUCGGUCUCUUCAUUGGUCACAGGAGUGCUUGAACACAAGCGCAUCCCCAAGGCCCUCUCAGCCCUGCACUUCCAGUGCCUUAUGUGGCCCAGCCUUGCCAGUGACAGGGAGUCCUACUCCCUGUCUUCGCAGAGCCUUGGGUCACAGGCCCACGGAUUCUGAGUGCGAAACUAUGACCAUGAGCACCCUCCUGCCCCAACCCUGAGUCCCUCACCUGUGCCCAGGCACCUUGCUUCAGAGCCCCAUUCAGGAGAAAAGAGCCCCAGGGGCCCCUGUCCUACCCAUGAGCCUGCCCACCGCAAUGCCUAGACGUCACAAGAGCCUUAGCUGCCUGUGCUGGUCACUCACCAACAAGACUGCAUCUCAGCAACGCCCUCUUUGAGGAGCCAGGGCCCUGGAACACAGCCCUUGCCCCAACCAAGCACGGGGAUCCCAUGAGUUGCCUUCUCUGGCUUUAACCCUCUCUGUCUGCAUGUGCCUGGGCUUCCCUCAGCCUGGAAGAGGGAAGCGGGGAGAGUUCUGUAUCUGGAGAGGGGUCACAGCCUCCUGGGCCCCCAGAAUCCCAGAAGGGGAUGUGGGGAGAGUCACGCUGAUGCACUUAGAACUAUCUGCUUUGCACAGGAUGAAGCACAAAAUGAGCCGACGUGUAUAUGUUCUAUAUAAAUAUUGCUCAAUUUCUCUAUGGUUUUAUAAACACUUUGGGGUUCCAAACAGUAGAUAUGCUUUUGAGCCAUAAGGAGCGAGCACUGAAAUAAAGAGUUUAUUUUUCACAUUCAAACAA